Molecule: messenger RNA, 3657 nt
Organism: Miscanthus lutarioriparius
Lineage: Eukaryota; Viridiplantae; Streptophyta; Magnoliopsida; Poales; Poaceae
Source: the annotation of a GenBank genome assembly
AUGGCCGUUAAAAGUUUGGCUGCUUGUGGAACGGCGCUUGACAUCCCGUCCUCAGACACCCCUUUUCGCUAUGGCGAAAAGUGGAAGCAACUUAUUAAUAACAAGCACAAUCUUGAGCGAGCACUGACCAGGCCUUAUAUAUGCUCCAGGUCGACUGUACGAUUCGUAUUCUCUCAGAGGCUCGGGCGUUAUGUGAAACAGUGUCAGCUAGCAGCCUUGGAAGAGAAGGUAUGGGAAUGGAGCAAGGAGCAGCCGGUGAUAUGGAACGUCGGAAUUGGAGCUGCAGCGUCCUUUGUGCCCACUCUCACCAGGCUCUUGUUCGAGCGCACCAAGGACAUCUACGGUCCCUACGACCACAUUAUGCAUGUGAAGCUGCCACCACCCGCCGCGGCUGCAAGCAGCAGUGCAGCCCAGGAGCAUCGGUUGGCGUUUGAGGUCCUCACAGAAAUGCUGACGCCUGAGGGCAACAAGCAGCUUCUUCACGAGCUCAAGCAACUUGCCGCAGAAGAGAGCUACUUUGGGUACGGCCAACCCUCUGACAGCCUGAUGCUCCAGGCCUUUGGACGGCGGUACAUUGACUUGUUUGUAUCAGAUCCAGAUCCAUCCGUACGGUGGAAUGACCCUAUCUAUUAUCGUCGUCCUGAUGUUUCCCCAAUACUAAGGAGGGUCUGGGAAGCAGUGGAAGGGAAGAGGCACCUGCUGCUCGUAGAAAACCUGCAUGCUCCCGUCUCAUUGGACAGGUUGGUUUUCAUAGUGGGCGAGCGGUGGCCAUCUAUAUUCAAAAACCGGCGGUGGCUCAUCUCAACCACUUCCAAGCAUGUCUGUGAGAAAAGCAGAGUAAGAAGCAUCGUUCCAGCUUCAGGUCCAGAGCAGGGGUUUUCUCAUUUAACUCGGAAAUAUUACUCCGCACCACCUUUUGAUGAUCUUCGCGGGCGAGAUUGGGCUGUGUUGAUUAAUGAGGCCUUACAGGAUGCAGCCAGAUCCAUUUAUAUGCAACUCCAGGACAACGGAUACCCUGUGCAAUUCUGGCUCCACGUAGCUCAGCACUGCUUGUAUUAUGGUAUCCUGUACCAUCCACUGCAAGAGGCUGCUGGAAGUAAUGCAAGCAACGCCUCCUCUAUUACCUCGGAUGAGCUGGUUCGCUGCUGGGUGGCUGAGGACCUGCUUUUCUCAACAGCAACCUCCACCAAUACACCAGCAGCCACCAGCCAGAAACAGAGCAACUACUACAGGUCUGCAUAUGAAGCUGGAAAGAUCGUGAUUCAAGCCUUGCAGGAAUAUUCGUUACUGCCAAUCUACUCUGAUGUUUCUACCUUAGCAGGAAGCACUUCAUCAUGUGAGGAAACUACUUCUGUGCCAUCAUCCUCCCAGGAUGCCGUCACUGGUGUGUCAAAGUUAGCUGAGUUUGUCCCACGCCUCAAAAAAGAUGAACUCAAUACUCUUGUGAAGAACAAUGGUCUAAGAUGGGUCUCAUAUAUGAAAGACCAUGGUAGGCAUGUAAGCUGGAACUGGACAUGGAGGGAAACCGAAGGACAUGUAACGAUGACAACCCUUAUUAUGAGGGGCUGUUCAAAUGUGUCAGUCUUUCCUUUUGAUAAAUUUCUCACCCCACACCUCCGUGUCCUUGAUUUGUCCUAUACACCUAUAAAUUCACUUCCUCCUUCAUUUUCCAAACUACUCAAUCUCUACUUGCUUUCGCUCAGAGGCUGCUCUCAGCUGGAGAUCUUGUCUACACCAACACCUAAUUCGGACAAACAAACAUCGACACUAGCUCAUCUUGAAAAACUUGAAGCCCUUGAUAUGAAUGGGGUUCCCUUGCUUGAGCUUACCCAGCAAGAUUGCGGCAACAAGAGCAAUCUGCACUACCUUGACCUAUCAGGCUCAAAGUUCACCACCCUUCCUUCUGAAUUCUUCUGUGAGAUGUCAAGCCUCGAGGACCUCAUUUUCGGUAACUGCACCAAUCUCAUAGAGUUACCUCCUUCCAUGGCUCAACUGUCAAAUCUGUUGGUUCUUCAUGUCGAGGGGACUCAGAUUACCUCUUUUCCACGGCAAAUUUUCCAAAACAUGCAAAUCCUGCAUACACUCAAGCUAAUCAGCAACAUCCUAUUGAUGUCACUACCAGUGUCCCUGUCUGAAGCCAAGGGCCUCAAAGAGCUACAUAUCUCGAACUGCAUUAGCUUACCGCUUCAGAUUGUCUGGGAACUAUUACCAUUCCUUGAAAGUCUUUAUAUACAAACAUGGGAGGCACUGGAAGAUAUCAAGAUCCUUAGGCAUCCUAAUCUGAGAACCUUCUCACUCUCUGGACCAUGGGUUAGGUGCUUGUCCUUGUAUGGGUGCAGCAAGCUCAAAUCUGUGAACUUUAGUGAUGAUCUUACAGCAUUGGAGGGUGUUGAUCUUUCUGGAACUGCUAUUCAGGAGGUCCCUCACAAUCUCCCAAAUCUACCACACCUCAACAUGUUAAUUCUUCUGGGUGUACCAUGUUCCAUGAGAUUUCCAUGGCAUAUUUUGGUCCGGUUUCCUAAGGUUUUCUAUUUGGUUCACUGUGCAAAUGAUUAUAAUCAAAUUCCAAACAUGUUUUGCCAGCAGAAACUAACUUAUGGAGAUGAAAAUCAGCACAAAGAGGAAACUACCAAUACAGCUCAUAUCAAAAUAGAUGACCCCAGAAUGUUUUAUAGCUUCAACGCAUAUGCUGCUUACAAGUUAGUUAUGAAAGGACACUUUCUUCAGUCAUUCAAUGUUCAGGUUAAACCAUGCAGUGUGACAGGCAAGAAACCACGGAACAAUGAACUUGAGUUAUCUACCAGGAUCCAGAGGUGUUCGACUUACAGUGAUGUUCAGUACUCAGAGGUAGCUAGCAUUAUGCCCAUGAUGAUGCUUCAGCCAAAACAACGUCAUGUUGAGAUUUCAGCUAAGAAUCAGUACCCAAAUGGCUUAAGGCAUAUUCUCUCUGUCACAAACUCAAUAUUCAUCACAGAUGACGCUUUUGUUGGAUGCCUUACAGACCUCAAUUACAGUCUCAAUGAGCUAGAAGAAUGCAAGCUCCAGCGCUGCCAUCAAAUGACAGUAGUAUUUCUAGUGCGUUCAUAUGGUUCAGUACCACACUUACAGAUUCUGCAGGUCUUCGAUCUGAAUAACCUGCUAAGUUUGGUCGAGCCAAGUGAUAUAUCAUAUUCUAAGUUGAUUACUCUGAAACUACUAAAGCACAUUCACCUGGAGCACUGCCCACGGCUGGAGAAAUUGUUCCCAUGCAGUUUAUCAUUACCUGCUCUGGAGACUCUGGUCAUUCUCUUCUGCUCCAACCUCAAGACAAUUUUCUACAAACAACCUCUUUAUGAGGUAGCACGUUCUCCACUCCCAAACAUCAAAAGGAUCUACCUCCAAGAGCUGCCACAACUGCAGCACAUCUAUGACGAUGUCAUGUUUCGAUUUGAGACGCCAAAUUGGGAGAAGCUUUUUGUCCGGGGCUGCCGAUCCUUUCGACGCCUCCCACUCUUGAAGAAGGAAUAUCCGAAGUCAAAGGUGGAGGUGAGUGGAGAGCGUGAGUGGUGGGACAGGCUGCAGUUGAAGCUGCCAGAGCAGAGUCACUGCUACUUGCAUGUGGCGCCACCAGAGUUUGUAUCACGCAAGAAACAUAUCAUUGAAAGCUACCUCAGGUGA